UAGUCUAGACACGUCACAGAUUCUGGCGACUUCGUGGAACACUACAACUCCUACAACAUCAGCUACAACACUCAUCGAGUCGACCACGCCGGCCAAGACGCCUCCGUACCCUCGCGAGAAGCCGCUUUCUCAAAAGUAUGGAGACUACUCCCGAAAAGUGGAUGUCAAGGGCAGCCCGCAAAAUUAUGCUCCCUUUUGCACUAUGGAAUCAUACCCAGACCGAAAGGCCGCAGCUCUCCACAACGCGACGCAAAGUGCUCUUUAUGUACUGCCUUUUGAACUCCUUUCCAUGGUCGCCAAUCACCUUUCGCCGACAUCUAAGCUCGCGAUACGCCAAAGCCGCAGGAAGCUGCGAUAUACUAUUCUGCCGGAGUUGGGAAUUUUCCCACUCAAUGAAUUUAACUGGGAAAUAUCUAGAUUAGAGGGAAAGCCCCUCUCCUCUUUACCAAAAGAGGACUUAGCGCUGCCAGGGCCACUCCUAAUGACCUACAGAAAUCGGCCUCCUCGUUUUCGCAUUUGGUACAGUGUGUGCAGUACUCGCUAUCCGGCCUAUCUUUUCUCUGUGCAACAAAGGUCAACCUCUGCCUCUGAACGCUGCUGUCUAGGAAUGGAACACAAGUUUUGCUUUGCGAGCAUCAUAGCUUUACGUAUGCUGAACUUUGCGAGUUUUUUGAGCCAGACAACAUGUUCUCUUGUCAUCGUCCCGAUCAUCGCAACCACUUCUUUGGAACCGAAUACGAAUCUUCUCCGCGGAUCUGGUCAAGUGCGCCUUUGCCCCGUCAGAGCAUCAUGAAGGCCGGAGGAACUAGCUUCUAUUGCAAAUGGUGGCUCCCGAUAGUGCGCAUACCCAGUGGCACCAUGGCUUCAGAAUCCGUUGCGGAGCUUACAGCAGCGCUUGUUGGGUUGGACCAGCCGUCGUGCCCGCACCUUCGUACAACGGACGACCAAGUGCUACGCGCC
Messenger RNA from Mytilinidion resinicola, 960 nucleotides. RefSeq lists its product as uncharacterized. The record is from RefSeq and is a predicted model, not a curated record. Lineage: Eukaryota; Fungi; Ascomycota; Dothideomycetes; Mytilinidiales; Mytilinidiaceae. Bases 203 to 793 code for a protein of 196 amino acids. The transcript has a single exon.